AUGGCCUUGCGCCUCACUCCUUUCUUGGGCCUCAUGCUGAUGCUUCUCGUCACCUUCACCACAGCCAACAGAGGCGGAAGCUACGACAGGAUCUGCAAGCCGUGCCACCAGAGAUAUACCCACUGCCACGAGAUCUGCAUGGCCAGCAAGGACGAGAAGAACGGCAACAAGGACUGGGCAGUCCCCUGGUGCAGCGACUAUUGCUGCAUCGAAGUGCGUGACAAGACCUGCAAUGGAUAUUGCGGCUUCAAAAAGCAAUGCAAGACCUAG
Boeremia exigua is the source of this 270-nucleotide messenger RNA. RefSeq lists its product as uncharacterized. Lineage: Eukaryota; Fungi; Ascomycota; Dothideomycetes; Pleosporales; Didymellaceae. The transcript has 2 exons. The record is from RefSeq and is a predicted model, not a curated record. Bases 1 to 270 code for a protein of 89 amino acids.